AUGCUUCAAGUGCUCAUUGACGGAAGGGUGGACGCCACUGGCUUGCUCUAUAUACCAUGGAGCAAAUAUUGGUUGGCCAUUGCCAUUGCCAUUGCCUUCGCCAGCUACAUAGCAUUAAUUGGGUUUCUUCGAUACCGCCGCAUGUUAAGGAUUGGGGCCCCAUACGCACCAGGCAAGAAGGACUUGUCAGAAAUGACGGUAAAGGAAGCACAUGCUAUCCUGAACCAGUUACAGGAGCUCGAGUUUCCACAUGCUUUUGCUAAAGCUCGCAAAAUUGCCCUGUUGAAGGCUGGAGGUAUCCCGACUAUGUCUAAACUCUUCGCGGUCACAGGUCAAAACAAUAAGCGCAAUUCGGGGAAGCGCGCUGUUGACACGGAAAUCCUCUUGCGAGAGGUGCAGUCCAAGCCUAGAGAUUCCGAUCGAUACGCGUCAGCUGUGGCCAGAAUGAAUUAUCUCCAUGCCCGUUACCGUCGUGCCAACAAGAUAACGGACAACGAUCUCCUCCAUACUCUGGGUGACGGUCUUGCCGAGAUCUUGAAUGUCGUUGAAAGAGAGGAAUGGCGCAAGCUUAGUGACGUUGAAAUAUGUGCUCUCGGUAUCUUUCAUAAAAACUUGGGAGAAGACAUGGGAAUCCCCUUUGACCCGCUUCCGUCAAAAGGAGACGGAUGGAAAAAUGGCCUGCACUUCGCGAUGGAAUUGAGAGACUGGACAAUCCAGUACGAAGAAGAAGUGGCAAAGCCCACGGCGACAAAUGAUCAAUACGUUCGAAUAUACGUUGAUUCGGCAUUGGCAUUCCUUCCUGGGUUCAUAAGAACAACUGUGCGAAAGAUGCUAGGUAAUGACUUGGACGAUGUCAUGAGAACGAGCCUUUGUCUUGAAUCUCCCGGUCCAGUCCUCUGGUUUCUACUGGCGUUCAUCCGAGAGGCACGAAAAUUAUUCCUCCGAUAUCUUGCAUUUCCACGGUCUUCGUCCAAUGCUGUUAACUUAGUGCGCGACAUGCCGAACCAAGUAACACGUCUGUAUAAUUUUGAAAGAAAGACCCUGCAGCCAUGGUAUGUCCAGCCGACUUUCUGGUCAAAAUGGGGACUCGGCGCGUUGUUGGUCAGAGCAUUGGGAGGAAAGGUGCCCGGGUCGCGAGGAGACCGAUAUCAACCCGGAGGAUACGACUUGAUGACGAUCGGGCCGGAUCCACAGAAGGAACAUGGAGCGGAGGAGAUGAGAUCCGAUAUCGAGGUAAUCAAAGCGCGAGGUGUGGCUACAUGUCCUUUCUCGCACGCAAAGGCAAAGUCGGGUCAGUUUGAGUGA
Molecule: messenger RNA, 1305 nt
Organism: Penicillium expansum
Lineage: Eukaryota; Fungi; Ascomycota; Eurotiomycetes; Eurotiales; Aspergillaceae
Exons: 4
Coding region: 1-1305 (434 amino acids)
Molecular function (GO): oxidoreductase activity
Source: RefSeq, a predicted model, not a curated record